AUGGUGCAGAGUCUUUUAGAGGCGCUUAACGUCCGGGUGGUGGGCUCCGGCGAGAAGGUUCUUGUGCUCGCCCACGGCGUCGGCACCGAUCAGUCGGCGUGGCAGCGGAUCCUUCCCUACUUUGUCCGCGACCACCGCGUUGUCCUCUACGACCUCGUCUGUGCCGGCAGCGUCAACCCGGACUACUUCGACUUCCGCCGCUACACAUCCCUCGACGCCUUCGUCGAUGACCUCCUCGCCAUCCUCGACGCCCUCCGCCUCGGCCGCUGCACCUACGUCGGCCACUCCGUAUCCGCCUCCAUCGGCAUCCUCGCCUCCAUCCGCCGCCCCGACCUUUUCGCAAAGCUCAUCCUCAUCGGCGCCUCCCCCAGGUUCCUGAACGACAAGAAUUACCACGGAGGUUUCGCGGACGGGGAGAUCGACACGGUGUUCGCAGCGAUGGAGGCGAACUACGCGGCGUGGGUGAGCGGGUCAAGAGCUUUGGGAUAA
This is a messenger RNA of Striga hermonthica, 489 nucleotides long. NCBI's taxonomy places the organism in Eukaryota, Viridiplantae, Streptophyta, Magnoliopsida, Lamiales, Orobanchaceae. The record is from the annotation of a GenBank genome assembly.